Molecule: messenger RNA, 1791 nt
Organism: Durusdinium trenchii
Lineage: Eukaryota; Dinophyceae; Suessiales; Symbiodiniaceae
Source: the annotation of a GenBank genome assembly
CGCGUGGGUUCACAAGAUGAGCCUCUCCCUCGUGCCAGCUCCAGCGCCUGGCCUCCUCUAUCCUGUUCCCAGAUUCUAUGUCCAUCGUCCGCAGCGAAUCCUCCACACCGGGAGGCGGGUGGAGAGUGGUGGGCGGAUGAAGACGCCAAAGAGGAAGAAAAGUUCCAAACCCAUGGAGUGGGCGGCCGAGACGCGGCUCACCCGCUGGCGGCAGCGUGCUGCAGCCAUGGUGCUGGCAGUGGUAGUGCUGCUGGGAGUGGUGGGAGGUGCGAUGUCCAAUUCGAAAGCUGGUGCUUUACAAUCACGUCUGGAGCAGCAAGGACAGAUCGAAUAUGUCUACAACAGCGAUACCCCCUUCCGCAAGGCUGAGCGCUUCGUUCGGGCUCCUGGCGCGAUACUGAACUACCGGGUCUCACAGCCCAGUGAGAUUCCUUCACCUUGGGCACGGAGAAGUUGGGUCUCAGAUACCGCAGGCGUUUUGAGCCCCAGUGCCGUGAUGCAGAUCGACCAUCUCGCCAAUGAGAUCCAGCGCAAGACCGGAGCUGAGCUGGUGGUGGUCACAGUGCCUGGAGUUCAAGGAGCAGAUCACGAUCGAAAAGAGGUGAAACGCUUCACAACGCGACUCUUCAACUCCUGGGGCAUUGGGGAUCGUUACAAGAACAAUGGUGUCUUAGUCUUGGUGUCUACAGGCGAUCGGCGUGUGGAGGUGGAGAUCGGACGUGGUUUGAAUGAGGUCUUCAACCGUGACGAGUGGCUUCAACGCAUGAUUCACUCUCAGAUGACGCCCUCUCUCCGCCGCAAUCUCUACGACCAGGGCGUCACCGCCGGGGUAUCCGCUUGCUGCGACGAGCUGCAGCGGACCGAUCGGGAGGUCUCGUCUCCCCAACGCUGGCGCACCCGCGCGGCGGUGCUGUGGUUUGCCAGUGGCCUUGCAGCAGUUGCAGGGCUCUUCCUCCGCAGUGGCUGGGUGCAGCCGCCCAGCUGCGGACUCUGCAACGGACGGAUGUCGCGCCUGCGUCCGGCGAAGCCGGAGGAGCUGCUGCCGGGGCAGCGAGCCGAGCUGGAGCUGGGCUCGGUGCAGCACGUGCUGUGCGGCUGUGGGCGCCCGGGGUGUCAAAAGCGAUGGGCGGCCGACCAAGGCGUCCGCGCCUUCAGAGGAGCUCAACGGAUGGGAGGAGCCGUGAGCCGAAAUCGAGAUCUGCGACUUUCGCCUGAAGAAGUGCAGGUGGCGACUGUGGACCGUCAGGGGCUGGGUCUCCUCUCACAACCCGAGCGGCUCUCGCGCUUCAGCCGCUGCGGCGCCUGCGGCUUCCGCACCGCCCUGUCGCAGACCACGCUGCUGGUGCCGGCGACCACGGUGACGCCGGGCUUUCGUGAGGAGACGACUGAGUGCUACUUUUGCUCGGCCACCUUUAGUGAUCGAAUCAUCCUGCCAAUCCUGACCUCCCCGUCUUUCAGUGAUCGUGAUGGUGGCGGUGGUGGGUCCUCUGAUGGUGGUGGUAGUGGCGGAGACUUCUGAAGUUCUUCCAAGGCCUGGAGCAGUUGGUGUUCGGUCGAAGCAGAGAUGGGCAUCGCGAGGAACAAAGGAUGCUUUUUGGUCCUUUGGUAUGCUCUUCGUGAUGAUGAGUGGCUCCUGGAUGUUCCAUUCUUGUCGCAGUUUUGCAAGUCCAAAGUGAGGAUGGGCUACAAGCAGAAAUCAGACUUCGGCUUGACACAAUUUAUAAGAGGCUGAUCUGAAAAGAUCCAAUGGAAGUAUGGCACACGUUGCCGGCCAUGUUGUCAAGAGCGGCU